UUAAACUCCAUCAAAUCAAAACAUUUUUGUUGAUUCUAAAAAAACACAUACUCUUUCUCUAACAUCUUUUAUAUCUAAUCUACCAUGUUGGAUUUUGGAAAGGAGGUGACUUUAGAGAAUUUGAGUGUUCCAUGUCUCAUUUGGAUUCAACUUUUGGUCUUGCUUCUUCUUCUUGCUCUUCUCUUUAGCUUCUCCAUUAUUGCUUUAGAUCCCACUGCCUCCACCACUGAACAACAACAUCAACCCUCCAACUACCACUCCACUGCUGUCACCAACCGUUUUCAGACCACUCGGGAAAAUGAAAGUAUUAAAGGUGAGAUAGUAAGCAAUGGAAGCAGAGGAAUUGUGAGAGAAGAGACUGCAGAGGGAGAAGCUUCAACUUCAUCACUAUAUUUUCUCCACCCUUGUUAUUAUUUCAACUUGGCCAAAAAAGCAUUCCUCAAAUGUCUUGGCCAGGAUUCUACAUCUGAUCAUCCUUCAACCCUAAAACCUAACAAAACUAAACAAACUUGAUUAUCUUUAUUGUUAUUAAUAUCAAAAUUUAGUUCUCAUUUAUUUGACA
Vigna unguiculata (cowpea) is the source of this 562-nucleotide messenger RNA. RefSeq lists its product as uncharacterized. NCBI's taxonomy places the organism in Eukaryota, Viridiplantae, Streptophyta, Magnoliopsida, Fabales, Fabaceae. The record is from RefSeq and is a predicted model, not a curated record. Gene Ontology annotation, biological process: innate immune response.